CGCGACCGUUCGAUGCUGAGUCAGCAAACUGCGUAUGUACGCGGUGUGUGCGUGCCUUGGAAGAAGGCGAGCGAGCUGCCACCAUGGCGUCCUCUGAAGGCGGGCAGGCGACCACCAGCUCUUUGUAUUCCACGUCAACGCUGGAGUCGGCGAGAAAGGCCAAGGUUUCCAUGGAGACGUUCUACGAGAAUCUCCUAAUACAAGACAGAGAUAGAUCCAACAGAUGGAAGAAACUGGAGUUGAGUAUGGAAGAGAUGGGACUGUCAGCGGAGGAGAGAGAGGAGCAUAGACAGAUCCACGCUCAAAAAGAGACUCAAUUUCUUCGUCUCCGCCGCUCGCGACUCGGGAAGAAGGACUUCAAGUGUCUCAAGAUUAUAGGGAGAGGGGCUUUUGGCGAGGUGGCUCUGGUUCAGAAACAGGAUACUGGUCACGUGUACGCGAUGAAGAUUCUCAGGAAGGCCGACAUGUUGGAGAAGGAACAGAUUGCACAUGCGAGGGCUGAGAGGGACAUUCUAGUGGAGGCCGACAAUCCCUGGGUGGUGAAGAUGUACUAUUCCUUCCAAGACUCUGUCAGUCUGUACCUCAUCAUGGAGUUCCUUCCCGGAGGUGACAUGAUGACUCUGCUAAUGAAGAAAGACAUUCUCUCAGAGGACGUCACUCGGUUCUACAUAGCGGAGACGGUAUUGGCCAUAGACUCCAUCCACACUCUCAACUUCAUCCACAGAGACAUCAAGCCUGACAACCUUCUCCUGGAUGCCAAGGGUCACAUCAAGCUGAGUGACUUUGGACUGUGCACGGGACUCAAGAGAGGCCAUAGAACUGACUUUUACAGAGACCUCAACAACGUGGACUUGUGCAAUGCAACAAGGAUGCAUGAGGAAUUGCCUGCACCGUGCUGCAUCAUCUGUCACAUUUGAAACUGAGUCUCAUGAUGCAACAAAAGUGCAUCGUUGUGUGAUUUCAAUUGUCCUUUCUUUGUCGCAGCUGACCCCCGGGACUCGAGAAGGUUUGCACAGGCGUGGAAGAGAAACAGGAGAGACAGGGCCUACUCAACGGUGGGAACGCCCGACUACAUCGCUCCGGAGGUCUUCCUCCAGACUGGAUACACACAUCUCUGUGACUACUGGUCCCUCGGUGUCAUCAUGUAUGAGAUGUUGAUGGGUUUCCCUCCGUUUUGCUCGGAAAGACCACAAGACACAUACCGGAAGAUAAUGCACUGGAGACAGCAUCUCGUCUUUUCCCCCGAACUACCUCCUACUUCACGCGACUCAGAGGCCCUCAUUAGGAAGUUAUUAUGCGACGUUUCAGACAGAAUUGGCACUAACGUAGAAGAGGUCAAAGCGCAUACGUUCUUCAAAGGAACGGACUGGGACCACAUCAGGGACCGUCCCGCCGCCAUUCCAGUCCACGUCAAGCACAUGGCAGAUACAUCAAACUUCGAUGACUUCGAGGAACUCAGCGAUCAGAAGAAAUCAUUCAACGAAGACAGCGAAGAAGCACAAAGAGAUUGGGUCUUUCAGAACUAUACCUUCAAAAGGUUCGAAGGCCUCACGCAGAGAGGACACCUUCGACUCUAAUUAAAGAGCACUACCGCUGUUUCAAAGAGCAUGAGUAGACAUGUUUUGCUAGCCAUGCGAAAUGAAACAAUAAAUUAUUUCCGUUUUUUUUCACACUUGCUAUAUACGUCUCUUUUCUUCAUGUACAAUAACUAGUGUGUAUGGAAACAGUCGUUUGUCGCCAGGGGAACAAGACAUCUUACAUUAACACUUAACCAGCCAAGGACACAUAAAUGUGUCCAUUGUCUCCAUAAGCAGCA
Geodia barretti is the source of this 1816-nucleotide messenger RNA. The record is from the annotation of a GenBank genome assembly. NCBI's taxonomy places the organism in Eukaryota, Metazoa, Porifera, Demospongiae, Tetractinellida, Geodiidae.